Molecule: messenger RNA, 2657 nt
Organism: Oncorhynchus tshawytscha (Chinook salmon)
Lineage: Eukaryota; Metazoa; Chordata; Actinopteri; Salmoniformes; Salmonidae
Product: potassium voltage-gated channel subfamily G member 2-like
Exons: 5
Coding region: 667-2271 (534 amino acids)
Biological process (GO): potassium ion transmembrane transport; protein homooligomerization
Cellular component (GO): membrane; voltage-gated potassium channel complex
Molecular function (GO): voltage-gated potassium channel activity
Source: RefSeq, a predicted model, not a curated record
AAACCGCGCAGCGCGAUUUUGCGCGUGAGCGGAGUAGUCUCUGUCGGCAUCCUAGACAGUCAGAGCAGAGCCCUCAAAUUGGAGUUAUCACAAAGCGGCAACACCCAAUCAUUCACGCUGGGCUCUUCUCAAAUCCGCGGUGUCUUUUUCCAACUGUUCUCUCGUGAUUUUGUUGAAUUUGGAUUCUUUUGCAAUUAUUGUAGUUCAUUCGACUUAAAACAAUCAAAGUAGUUUUCAGUAUUUGUUAUUCUCCCCUUGAUCUUGCUAAUGCGGGUGUGCAGCAAGUUUACCGAACCUUCAAACUUGCUCCAUAUGAUUCGGAAGUAAAGCACGUGACGUUACCUGGGAUUGAGUGCACCUGGUAUAAAGUCAAUUACCAUGUUAGGAUCAUUUAUACGGAGGACGGAGUCGACUGGAGCAUGUAUUUCAUGUUGACCAAUAUGCGCUUUCAUAAUUGAUAUCGAAAUGUGGGGAAGUUCUCUGCCGAUGGACACAAACCGAACACAGCGGGGUUUCUGCUGAUGUAAGACUUGUUGUGGUGUGAUGAGAGAAGACCAGCCCUGCUCCUGGAUGGGUGAGGUCCCUGCCAACCCAGUCGGCCAGUGAAACACACCCCCCACCCCACCCCUUUCCUCCCAACCAGGGUCCUCCAGAGGAGCAGCAGGGAUGUACCAGGAGGUGGCCUUCCUAGCGGGCAGCACGGAAAAAGAGUUCACGCCCUUCCACUUCCCCCUGGAGAACCAGCAGGAGGUGGUCACUAAGAAGGGUGUGUUCUUUAAACGGCAGCGACUGCUGCGGAGGCCCAAUGAGGCGCAGGAGGAGAACGACCUGUCAGCCGUUAUCAAUGUAGGCGGGAUCAGGUACCGUAUCCCCUGGUCCGUUCUGGAGGAGUUCCCUCUGACGCGGCUGGGCCGGCUGAGGAGCUGCAGCUCAUUGGACGAGAUCAUGGAGGUGUGUGACGACUAUGACGACGGGCGCCAGGAGUUCUUCUUCGACCGCAGCCCAUCUGCGUUCCGCACCAUUGUGACGUUCCUUGCGGCAGGGCGGCUCCGACUGCUGAGGGAGAUGUGUGCCCUGUCCUUCCAGGAGGAGCUUGUCUACUGGGGCCUGGAGGACACCAGGUUGGAGUGGUGCUGCCUCAGGAAGCUACGCAUAAGACAGGAGGAGCUCAAGGAGCAGCUUAGGAUGGAGGAGGAGGAAGCAGAGCUCACCACCACCCUGACCCCCCAGAGCUGUGAGGAUGGGCUUGGGCCCCCCGGGGCGGCGGGGGAGGAGGAGGAGGAGAGCCGCAUGGCGGGGUGUAUGCGCAGUCUCCAUGACAUGGUGGAGAACCCUCAAUCUGGACUUCCUGGGAAGAUCUUUGCCUUUCUGUCAGUGGUGUUUGUGGCCAUCACCGCGGUAACACUCUGCAUCAGUACCAUGCCUGACCUCAGGGAGGAGGAGGAGAGGGGUGAGUGUUCUCAGAGGUGCUACAAUAUCUUUGUCCUGGAGACGGUGUGUGUGGCCUGGUUCUCUCUGGAGUUCCUGCUGCGCUUCAUCCAGACGCCGAGUAAGUGUGUGUUCCUGAAGACGCCCCUCAACAUCAUCGACGUGGUGGCCAUCCUGCCCUACUACAUUACCCUGAUCGUAGACUCUCUGUCUGAGGGAGGGGAGAAGCCCAGCGGCGGGAACAACUACCUGGAGAAGGUGGGCCUGGUGCUGCGGGUACUCCGGGCCCUGAGGAUCUUCUACGUGAUGCGUCUGGCGCGCCACUCCCUGGGGCUGCAGACCUUAGGCCUGACGGUCCGACGCUGCACCCGUGAGUUCGGCCUGCUCCUCCUCUUCCUGUGUGUUGCCAUGGCACUUUUCUCCCCUCUGGUGUUCCUGGCGGAGAGCGAGAUGGGCGCCAAGUAUGACUUCACCAGCAUCCCUGGCACCUACUGGUGGGCGGUGAUCUCCAUGACAACGGUGGGGUACGGGGAUAUGGUGCCGCGGAGCAUCCCGGGUCAGGUGGUGGCACUCAGUAGCAUCCUCAGUGGGAUCCUCCUGAUGGCGUUCCCCGUCACCUCCAUCUUCCACACAUUCUCUCGGUCCUACCUGGAGCUGAAGGAGGAGCAGAACAGAACGCUGAGACAGAAACCAGACUUCCAGGACUCCACCAAGUCUCAGAACAGCGAGGACUCGGCCGAGACCGACAGUUAUCAUGGCAUCACUGAGGCCGCCGCCUCCGCAUUACGCAAGAAGUCCAUCGCCAUUGCGUCACAGAGGAGGGCCAUGCAGACUCAAGACUGAGUGUGUGUGUGUGCAAUGUGAGAGCCUGAGGUUGUGCAGUGCUCUACUAGAGCUAGAGGACUACUAAACAGGGAUUGGACAUUUUUCUCAAGCUUAAGAAGAAAAGGAACUCUGAUGUUUGUGAUCCUCAUAGCUCUGUCCAUCAGACUUCAAUAGAGUUUCUAAGAUUUUAUAAGACAGCUGCAAAAGUAUUUUUGCUGACAUUAUUGGUUAAGAGCUGACCAGAAGAUAAGUUCUCUGUGGUCAAAGGACAUUUCACCCAGGAGAAUACCCCUACAACACAGGAGAAUAGCCCUACAACACAGGAGAGUAGCCCUACAACACAGGAGAGUAGCCCUACAACACAGGAGAAUAGCCCUACAACACAGGAGAGUAGCCCUACAACA